Plodia interpunctella (Indianmeal moth) is the source of this 1468-nucleotide messenger RNA. RefSeq names its product glycoprotein-N-acetylgalactosamine 3-beta-galactosyltransferase 1-like. The record is from RefSeq and is a predicted model, not a curated record. The coding region runs from base 348 to 1328 and encodes 326 amino acids. Gene Ontology annotation, molecular function: N-acetylgalactosaminide beta-1,3-galactosyltransferase activity. Lineage: Eukaryota; Metazoa; Arthropoda; Insecta; Lepidoptera; Pyralidae. Gene Ontology annotation, cellular component: membrane. The transcript is spliced from 7 exons.
CAUGAAAUCUAAUCUACAAGCUAAAUUGCUCAAGCACACACGAAUUGUGUGAAAUUUUUGAAAUACCUAAUCAUAAUCAAUGGAUAUACGUGUGGCGAUGUUCACGAUUGGGUUUAUAUCAGCUUAUAUUGACAUGUACUGAGUUAUUUUAUUUUUAUUAUUCGUGCAUCUCAGGUGUGUUAGAGUUUGUGGUACAACAACGUAAUAGUUAUGAACCCAAGAAAUGCUGGCUUGAUGUCGUAAAGAUUGAUCUGCGUGCCAGUGGUCUGAUGGCUAGUGUAGCCGAAAAAGUAGGAAAGCGGACCCUGGACUCCGAUGCUUAACAGCAGGGGACUAACCUCAGUAUCAUGGCUGACGAUGAGGAAUGGAAAAAUCUAGAAGAGUUAUUUUACCCCACACGGCGUCAUCUGAAUUCACUUAAAGAAAAUGUAAGCUUUCAAUUUGAUAUCUCUAAAGAUAGUUUGCAAAUCGGCAGUGAAAAUACGAUCUCUAUUAAAGAAAAGUUGCUGUGGAAAGAAGAAAAUAGAACUGUUGCUGAUGACAUGCGGACUAGAGUCAGCGUGCUGUGUUGGAUUAUGACUUUACCACAGAAUCAUAUGACAAAAGCGAUACACGUCAAAGAGACAUGGGGCAAGAGAUAUGAUAAAUUGUUAUUUAUGAGUACUAAAUAUGAUAAUCGAUUGCCAACGGUGAAUUUGGGAUCAAAAGAAAACAAAAGCUUGAUAUGGGGCAAGACCCAAGAAGCUUUGAUGUAUAUCUACAAAAACUAUUUGAACCAGGCAGAAUGGUUUUUGAAGGCGGACGAUGAGACAUACGUCAUCGUAGAAAAUCUAAAAUACAUGUUGAAUGAUUACAAUACCAACGACCCAAUAUACUUUGGAUUCAGAAUAAAAUUGAACCCAGCAAAAGAUGAAUUCUUCAAUGGUCGAGCUAGUUACGUACUGAGUAGGGAGGCACUCACCCUCUUAGUAUCUACGGGGUUAAUACCUCGAUUAUGCAGUACAUCACCAUUAGGAUACACGGAAAUCAAGGAUUUGACCAAUUGUCUAGAAAAACUUGGAGUAAUACUUAUGGACACGAGGGACAAGUACAAGACGGGUCGAUUCUUUCCAUUUCUUCCAAAUCAACAUAUUAAUGCAGAAACAAAUAAAAACGUUUGGUUUUGGAUAUACAAUUAUUAUCCGUUCUCAGCGGGCCGUGAUUGCUGUUCGGAAUUCGCCAUUUCCUUUCAUCAAAUAGACAGUCAUAUGAUGUACGCGAUGGAGUACUUCACGUACCACCUCAGACCCUACGGCAUCAGCUACGAAUACUAUCAAAUGUACAAUUGAAUUACAUAGACCUAAUGCCAACACGUCAAUUCUUCGAUAAUUACAAAUUCGUUUAAAUUUGAAAUACUAUACCUGUGAUAAAUCUGUUAACAUUUUGAAAUGUUUCAUAAAAAGAUCAAUGUAAAAAAGUUUGACGAUAC